UCAGCCUUGCCAUAUCUGAGCCCGCCUCCCUGGUUUAUUUAGCAGAUUCCCGAAGUUUAGCUGAACUGCAAGAAAAUACUUCUAAAACAAAAAUAAUAUGAAGUUUAUUUUAAACAGACAUUAAAUAUUAGCAAUGUCGCUGCUGCCUGGAGCAUUUGCAGAUGGAAACGGAACAUAUUAAGACACGACCCUUGUGUUUCUCAUCUUUUGGUGGGCUUCAGCAGAAGACGGCAGUGAGGAAAAAAGGCUCGACCGAAAGAAAAGAAGACCUGGCGUUAUGUCUGUUCGACUGUUGCUGCUGCUGGUUUUUUGUCUGGAGGUGUUCAGGUGUGAGCUAUCCGGAGAAAAGGGUGGCUCGAUCAUCAGCGCUGCUAAAACGUUGGUGUGGGGACCAGGGCUGGAGGCGGACAUCGUCCUCCCUGCUCGAUUCUUUUACAUUCAGGCGGUGGACAGCUCAGGGAAAAAUUUAACAACAUCGCCUGGAGAGAAGACGUUUGAGGUAAAGAUGGUCUCCCCAACAGAGCAGUUCACCAGGAUCUGGAUUCAAGUUCUUGAUCGUCGGGAUGGGUCGUUCUUGGUUCGCUACAGGAUGUACGCCACCUAUACUGACCUGCRCAUCCAUGUUCUGCUGAAAGCCAAGCAUGUUGCCAAGUCACCCUAUAUUCUCCAAGGUAGAGUGUACCACGAAGGUUGUGACUGUCCCCAGCCAAGUGGUUUUGUAUGGGAGAAAAACAUGCGCUGUCCUGAGUCCUUCGCCCAGAUAAGCAGGGAUCUCUCCCUUUAUGCGAGUGUCGAUCCAGAUCAGAACUCACAGGAGAUCCCAAAGCGCUUUGGGCAGCGCCAAAGCCUCUGUCAUUACACAAUUAAAGAAAACAAGGUGUAUGUGAAAACAUUUGGAGARCAUGUCGGCUUUAGAAUCUUCAUGGAUGCCAUCUUACUCUCACUUACAAGAAAGGUUCGACUCCCUGAUGUUGAGUUCUUUGUAAAUCUGGGUGACUGGCCCCUGGAGAAGAGGAAACCCACCGAUAAGCUCCAUCCUAUCUUUUCUUGGUGUGGCUCAAACAACACCAGAGAUAUCGUCAUGCCCACUUACGACCUGACUGAGUCGGUUCUAGAGAGCAUGGGAAGAGUGAGCCUGGACAUGAUGUCGGUCCAGGCCAACACCGGGCCGCCGUGGCCGGAGAAGAACGCCACGGCCUUCUGGAGGGGCCGGGACAGCCGCCAGGAGCGCCUACAGCUGGUCAAGCUGUCUAGAGCUCGCCCCGACUUUAUAGAUGCUGCUUUCACGAACUUCUUCUUCUUCAAACAUGAUGAGAGCCUCUACGGCCCGCUGGUCAAACACGUCUCUUUCUUUGAUUUCUUCAAGUAUAAGUAUCAGAUAAACGUUGAUGGGACAGUAGCAGCCUACCGUCUGCCGUACCUGCUGGCAGGAGACAGUGUSGUCUUAAAGCAGGAUUCCAGCUACUACGAGCAUUUCUACAACGAGCUGCGGCCGUGGGAGCAUUACAUCCCGAUAAAAGCAAAUCUGGGUGACCUGCUGGARAAGAUCAAGUGGGCCCGAGACCACGAUGACGAGGCAAGGAAAAUUGCCCUUGCAGGUCAGCAGUUUGCCCGCAGUCAUUUAAUGGGAGAUAGUAUAUUCUGUUACUACUACAAGCUUUUCAAGGAGUAUUCCAGGCUGCAGAUCACAGAGCCUAAGRUUCGGGAGGGCAUGGAGUUUGUAGAGCAACCUAAAGAUGACUUGUUUCCAUGUUCCUGCGACCGGACAGUGGCAAAAGAUGAACUUUGAUCUUGCACCAUAGGAAGAGCAAUGGAUCAUAUCUGAAAUUGCCAAGAAAUCUUUUCAAGUUACGAUUUAUUUGUUUAUUAUGAGAUGAAUGUCACUUUUUAUAUAAUUAAAAUUCUUCUUUUUUA
Molecule: messenger RNA, 1914 nt
Organism: Poecilia reticulata (guppy)
Lineage: Eukaryota; Metazoa; Chordata; Actinopteri; Cyprinodontiformes; Poeciliidae
Source: RefSeq, a predicted model, not a curated record